GUUCUGAGGUUUGGUUCCAUUGGCCCUUCUCUUGGACUGCCUUCCAAGUUCCCAGUUUGCACACAGCCUUCUGGUACCAGAGGCUCAGGACAGGCCUGGGGAGCCUAGCUUCUCUCUUCUACCAGUCCCGGCCACCAGGGCCAUGGAGCAAUGGAUCUUCUCCUGAGGAGUCCUAGCUCUACGCAGACCCCACCUGAAGGACAAGCAGACAGACACCCAGCUUCCGGUUCUCGAACCAGCGGCCUCUGAACCACCUCUGCUUCCUACCGGGUAAGUCUGCGUGGAGGGAGGGCAGCGGGCACCUGGAAAGGCAGAGCUCUGGGGACAGCCGGCCAGGACCCACCAGCGGCCCCCCUGCCCUGAGGGCCUUGUGAGAGCCUGGACGCGCAAAGCGGGGGAGAGCAGCCCCGGGAGGCCAUGGGCCUCAGGGUCCACUGGGAAGAGGCAGAAGAGACAUGGUGCUGAGGCACUGUCUGUAUUCCGUGCUAUCCCUCUGGGAGUCCAUUGCCUUGUGGAAAGCCAAGUCAGAGGCCCUUCUUUCUUUGGUUUUUUUUUUUUUUUUUUUAACGUUAAAUUAUUUUUGAGAGACAGAACGUGAGUGGGGCAGGGGGAGGGCAGAGAGAGAGGGAGACACAGAAUCUGAAGCAGGCUCCGGGCUCUGAGCUGUCGGCACAGAGCCUGACGUGGGGCUCGAACUCACAGACUACUCCCGGAGCAUGACCUGAGCUGAAGUCGCAUGCUUAACGGACUGAGCCACCCAGGUGCCCCUCAGAAGCCCUUCUUCACAUCCUCAUAAGAGUCUUAGUGGCCCCUUCUUUUUUGGACCCUCCCGAGAUGCAAAGAGAGUUUUAGGAGAUGGAAAAAGGAAAGAGGAGAAGGGAGCUAGAAACACAUAUUGAACAGUUGUGUAAGUUUGGGACACUUUGGGUAGACACGGGGUAUGGGGUCUCUGGCCUCUGAGAUAGCCACACAACAAGCAGGACUGUGACAGAUCUCCAGAAGAGUCCUGUGAGGGAGACAGCCAGCCGACAGGGGCCACGGAGGGCAGGGCUUCAGGAGGGAAUGGCCUCCAGGGGCCCUGCUGACCCAGCAUUGGCUUCAUCCUUAGGGUAAUACCCAGAGAGUCUCAGAACGUGAAACACAGACCAGCUUUGUCAAAAUCACUCAGGGAAGUGUCUAUGAAAAUAGCCUGCCUCCCUGCCUCAGAACCCAAAGGAACAGUCAUGAAUCUCCCUCCACCUUGUCCCAUCUUUAGCCACACUCCCCACAGACCACAGCGCACCCGGCCAACCCAAGGAACAGGGGGUGAAGACAUGGUUUCUGCUAUCUUAUUGUAACUGAGCAGCGUUUCCUGUGCCCCAAGCUUCAUUAGCACAUUGGUGGUGUCAUUUCCUGUGACGACUCUCUGUUUCCAUUCUGGCAAAAUGUUUGCUCUUUUCUGUCUGCUUUGAGGGUUGGGGGAGGAUGGGCUUCUCACAGAGCCUCUCUCUCGGGCCUCUUGGCAGUUCCCCCCUCCUUGCCCCUCAUACUUCCACCAGAAGGCAGAGAGCGUAGCGUCUCCCUGAGCCACGUCGCUUGGGGGACACCAUACCCGGCUGAGCUCUCGCCUCCGGCACUGUAACCACAUCCAGGUAGAAGCGAACCUGUUGUUUUUGUAUUCGGGGUCAACGCAGCCUGACAGUUGCAAGGUAGAUACAAGGUAGAAAGUUGGCGGGGGGGAAAGAAAGUUCUAGAAAGACUGGAAAACAUGGGGAUGGGGAGGGUGUCCAUCGUUCUUAUCUACUUAAAAAAGUGGUCAUGAUGAUAUGUAAAACACAAACCAAUUUUGCCUUUUCUCCUGGGGGUCGACAACUUGGGAAGAUCCAGAAGUGGCAACAUGCACUAGCUGAUGAGAAUUAAGAGAAGGCUUAGAAGGAGAAGCUGAAGCCAGAGAGGUUCCCAUGGAAAUGGAUAUGAUCACCCCAACCCUUUCAGAAAUCAGAGGGGGGACCUCGGAGGCCAGGACUCUGCAGGAAACUGGUGGCAGCCUGGACAGGUGAAUAGGAGCAUUGAUGGGGAAUGAAUUCAUAAAGCUGUCAGAACUCGGAAUCCCCCCAGAAAUCAUCACUUCUAUAUUCCUUCGUGUUUAUUAAUUUACGCACUCAUUCAACAAAUAUUCAUCAUGUCCUUACUAAGUAUCAGGCACUGUUCCAGGCACCAGAUAAACAGGAUAGACAAGUCCACGGCCUCCUGGAGCUUACAGUCACGUGGAAAAGUCAGAUCUUAACGGAUAAACAAAUCGAUAUGUAAUAUAAUGCCAGUCAGCCUUAAGUCUGAAAAACAAGAGCAGAGUUAAGGGGACCAAGAGUAAUAGAGUGUGGACUGGGAGGGCCUGUCUGAACAGGUGACAUUUCAGAAGAGACCUGAGUGAAAUGAUGGACCGAGCUACGCAGACACCUGGGAGAGGGCCCUGUAGGUCGGAGGCAGGACUACGCUUUGCACGGACGAGGAAGAGCCUCGAAUCCUAGCUGUCAAAGUCAGAUGGAAAGUGGCAGGAAACGAGGUCAGAAGACAGACAGAGGCCAGCACGUAAGGUGCCAGGAUGUCUUCACUGGGUAGGGACUGUGGCUGUCUUCCCAAGUGUGAUGGGAAAUUAUGCAGGUCACAAGAACAUGGGGGACGUGAUCUGGUUUACUGUCAGGAGGACCACACUGGCUCGUGCGUGAAGAUAAUAUGCCGGGGUCAAGAGGGAAAGCCAGGCGUCGCAUGCGGGAGGGUGCUACAAACCUCCACAUGGACCGAGCGUUGGCAGUGGAGGAGCAAAAGGUGACUGGGUUUGGGAAAGAUGCCCAGGAUGGAGCAGACGGAAUCUGCUGCUUGACCGGAAGUGAGGUGUGCACGAGAAGGAGCGCUCAAGGACGGCUCCAAGGUUUCCGACUGAGCCACUAGAUGAUGGGAGACACCACAGGAGAAGCAGGCUUAUGAGAGAAGAACAGGCAUUCUGUUUGAGGCCUAUUUGGCUGGAGACGUCCACUGGGGAGCCUGGCGGAAAUGUCCAGUGUAAAUUGGACAUAAAGACCACAGCAGUGCCAUCUUUUCUGGGUUCGCGGGCUUCCUCGCCAUCCUCCUGACCACCAUGAUUUUCUACGGCCUGUGGAACUGGAAUAAAUUGAAGAAGCGACAAGUUCCUUACUUCCGAGUUACCAUCAUGCCCUUACUGACUCUGUCUCGACCCAGACAAGGAGCCAAAAAUAUUUAUGACUCCUUGCCCCAGAGGCAAGAAGACCUGGGGAGACGUCAGUCAAGGAGUAACCGUAUUUUCAGUACCGAGAGCCUCCUCUCCAGACAUUCUGAGAGCCCUCCUUCUGAGCAUGUGCCCUCCCAAGCAGGCAAUGUCCUCUGGGUGCACAGAGACCAUUAUCCUGCCAACGGCUAUGCAGUGGGCAUCUAUGACAAUGCCACAGGGCUCCAGAUGCGUGGGGACCUCACUCCCUCAGCACACUAUGUCAAUGUCACAGCAGCCAGAGACUGCCUGAGCAUUUCUUCAGAGGAUUCCAGAGAUUACAUCAAUGUCCCCACGGCGGGACAGAUUGCUGAGACUCUUCUCGCUUCUGCCAACACCACCCCCACGAACAGUUUUGCCCCCCCAAAUGCUCAGAAGCUGGAGCUUACUGAGGAAAGAGAGCAGGGCUGUGGGAAUGCCAGUGACCACACCAGUUUUUGGUCUCCAAGGUCUGAGAGCGAUGACCCACUCAGCGAUGAGGAAAGUUCUUCUGAGACCUCAAAUGACUAUGUCAACAUGGCAGGGUUGAAUCUUGAGGCCAUCCACGGGAAGCAGCCCUGGAUGGUUUCUCGGUGCUACAGAGAUUAUGAAAAUGUCCCAUCGGCACAUGCCAGUGGAAAGCAGCAGCGGGCGGAGGAAGAAGUGACAUCCUCAAACACAGACCAUGUCGAAGGCAGGACAGGUGGUCCAGGGACCCACGUCCAAUUUGUCAUGCAGUCAGGGAGGUUCCUGGCUCUAGGGGAUUAUGUGACCUAUCCGCCAUCUGCACAGAAGGAGACUAGUCAGAUGAAACAUGGAGAAGAGAUGUCAAAUGAGGCCUCUGAUGACUACGAGGAUGUGUUAGCUGCCAACUUCGGAGAUGUGGACCCCAAGGGGCCAGACGCAUAGCUCCUUCCUGAAGAAUUAGGCCCCAGGCACCCAGCUGGAGAGCUAUGGGGUGCCAGAUCCACAGCCACCACAGGGUCUAGUACAGACCCUUGAACAUCCUUGUAUUUCAGUGGGUUCGCUCAGGUAGAGUAGUACAAAGAGGCCGAGAUACACAGGAGUUAAGGAAGUCACAAAAGCCAAGGUCUGGGAAAGCCAGAAAGGAAUUCUUCUGAAGCGGGGUGCUGUUAUCUCUCAUACCAACCUAAGAAUGUUUGCUGAAACUGCCUUAUAGGAUGGUUAGCAGAUUAAAAAUACGAGAGUACUUUAGUGCACAGUGGAAACGUGAAGUAGCCUCAAAGCAUUACCUUCACAAAUACCAGCAGGCUGCAAAGCAAGAAUGCAGAUUCGUCUGUAAUCCAGGCAGAGGCCAAAAAGAAGGGACAAGUCAGAGUUGGGGUGGGGCAGCAGCUGCCACUUGAAAAAGAGUGUGGACAACCAAAUGCUAGAGAAAGAUGUGGAACACCGGGAAUUGUCAUUCAUUGCAAAGUACAGUAUCCACUUUGGAAAGCGAUUGGAUAGUUUCUUAAAAGCACGCGUGUAUUAUACAACCCAGCCAUUCCACUACUAGGCGUUUACCCAAGAGAAUUGAAAAUUUGUGUUCAUGCAAAAGCCCAUACGUGACUAGUUAUAGCAGCUUUAUUCAUAAUGCCAAAACUAGAAAUAACUCAGAUGCCCUUCAACAGGUAAAUGGAAAAACAAACUGUGGUAUAUCCACACAACGAGGUUGUCUAUACUCAACAGGAAAAAGGAAUGAACUAUUGGUUCAUGUGACAACAAGGACAAAUCGUAAGUGCAUUUGGCUAAGUGAAAGAUGCUAGACCUAAAAAUCUACGUAUUGUAUGAUUCCAUUUCUAUGGCCUUCUGGAAAAGGCAAAACUAUAUGGAAGGAAAACAGGUUAGUAGUUGUCAGGUUUGGGGAAAGGAGAGAAGUUUACUAUAAAGGAAUUUUUAGGGUAAUGGGGCUAUUCUGUAUUGGUACUGUGGUGAUGGAUACGUGACUCUAUAAAUUUGUCAAAACACAAAAAAACUAUACAGCCCAACGAGUGACUUUUAUUGUAUGUAAUUUUUUUUUUUUAAUUAACCACGCUGUCAGGGGAAGCCAUGAUGGAAUGCAGAUUAAGACAAAUAAAACCUAACUGUCUUA
Molecule: messenger RNA, 5333 nt
Organism: Acinonyx jubatus (cheetah)
Lineage: Eukaryota; Metazoa; Chordata; Mammalia; Carnivora; Felidae
Gene: LAX1
Product: lymphocyte transmembrane adaptor 1
Exons: 6
Coding region: 3116-4150 (344 amino acids)
Biological process (GO): negative regulation of T cell activation; antigen receptor-mediated signaling pathway; lymphocyte activation
Cellular component (GO): plasma membrane
Source: RefSeq, a predicted model, not a curated record